CUUUCCAUUUCUGUUCUCAUUUCUCUGACUCGUGUCGGUUCAGCGAUCUAAUUAUUCUCAACUCCGGCGACUAUGGCGGAGCAACACCGCAAGACGGUGCUUGAUUCAGGGUGGCUGGCAGCCAGGUCCACCGAAGUCCAAUUCACUGGAAUCCAGCUCACCACGACUCACCCCCCUACUUCCCCCACUUCACCAUGGAUGCAAGCUCUCGUCCCUGGAACUGUUCUGGGGACCUUAGUGAAGAACAAAGUGGUGCCUGAUCCCUUUUAUGGACUUCAAAAUGAAGACAUUGUAGAUAUUGCUGAUUCUGGAAGAGAUUAUUAUACCUUCUGGUUUUUUACCACCUUUGACUGUAAGCUGUCUAUCAAUCAACACUGUGAUCUGAACUUCCGUGGAAUCAAUUACUAUGCUGAUGUGUAUUUGAAUGGGCACGAAAUCACAUUGCCAAAAGGAAUGUUUCGAAGGCAUUCAAUUGAUGUCACCGAUAUUCUUCACCCUGAUGGCAGUAAUCUUCUAGCUGUUCUUGUUCACCCUCCCGAUCAUCCGGGGAGAAUUCCUCCUGAAGGGGGACAGGGUGGUGAUCACGAGAUAGGCAAGGAUGUUGCCACACAAUAUGUGGAAGGCUGGGAUUGGAUAGCUCCAAUAAGAGAUAGGAAUACUGGAAUAUGGGAUGAAGUUUCCAUUUCUGUUACUGGGCCAGUAAAAAUAAUUGAUCCGCACUUGGUGUCAUCAUUUUUUGACAAUUAUGAAAGAGCUUAUCUACACACAACUACUGAGUUGGAAAAUAAGAGCUCCUGGACUGCUGAGUGUUCUUUGAGUAUCCAAGUGAUCAUGGAACUUGAGGAUAACAUUUGCCUAGUGGAGCAUGUGGAAACUCAAUAUCUCUCAGUUCCAGCAAAUUCAAGGGUGCAGUAUACAUUUCCUGAGCUUUUCUUCUAUAAGCCCAAUUUAUGGUGGCCAAAUGGAAUGGGAAAGCAGUCUUUGUACAAUGUUAUCAUUAACAUUGAUGUUAAAGAAUAUGGUGAGUCUGAUUCAUGGAGCCAUCUCUUUGGGUUCCGCAAAAUUGAGAGCCAUAUUGAUGAUGCUACUGGAGGGAGGUUGUUUAAAGUCAAUGGAGAACCAAUUUUUAUUCGAGGGGGAAACUGGAUAUUGUCUGAUGGGCUACUGAGGCUUUCUAAGAAGCGGUAUAAUGCAGAUAUAAAAUUUCAUGCAGAUAUGAAUUUAAACAUGAUUCGUUGCUGGGGUGGUGGACUUGCAGAAAGGCCAGAGUUUUAUCAUUAUUGUGACUAUUAUGGCCUUCUGGUAUGGCAAGAGUUCUGGAUAACUGGGGAUGUUGAUGGACGUGGCGAUCCAAUAUCAAAUCCAAAUGGACCUCUAGACCAUGAUCUUUUCUUGUUUUGUGCAAGAGACACGGUGAAGCUUCUCAGAAAUCAUCCUAGUCUUGCUCUCUGGGUGGGUGGAAAUGAACAAACUCCACCAGAUGAUAUAAAUACUGCUUUGAAAAAUGAUCUGAGGCUUCAUCCUUGGUUUGAAACUGUAGAUGAAACUAACAAAUCUGUAGGACACUUGUCUCUGGAGCUGACCGAUCCCAGUCAGUACCUUGAUGGCACACGCAUAUACAUAGAAGGAUCAUUGUGGGAUGGGUUUGCUGAUGGAAAGGGGAACUUCACUGAUGGUCCUUAUGAAAUUCAAAAUCCGGAAGACUUCUUCAAGGAUAAUUAUUAUGAUUAUGGAUUUAAUCCAGAGGUUGGCUCCGUAGGAGUGCCAGUUGCAUCUACCAUAAGAGCCACAAUGCCUCCGGAAGGAUGGAAGAUACCAGUGUUUAAGAAACUUUCCAAUGGUUAUGUAGAAGAAGUUCCGAACCCCAUAUGGGAGUACCAUAAAUACAUUCCUUAUUCGAAACCAAGCAAGGUUCAUGAUCAAAUUCAACUUUAUGGUGAUGCAAAAGAUCUUGAUGAUUUUUGUUUGAAGGCUCAACUUGUCAAUUACGUACAAUAUAGAGCUCUUCUCGAAGGAUGGAGCUCUCGAAUGUGGAGCAAAUAUACCGGUGUAUUGAUUUGGAAGACGCAAAAUCCUUGGACAGGUCUGAGAGGUCAGUUUUACGAUCAUCUCCUUGACCAAACCGCAGGCUUCUAUGGUUGUCGAUGUGCUGCCGAGCCAAUUCACAUACAACUUAAUCUGGCUACAUAUUCUAUAGAGGUUGUUAAUACUACGUUGAAAGAAUUAUCUAAUGUCGCUAUGGAAGCUUCAGUGUGGAAUCUGGAAGGAACAUGCUCAUACUAUAAGAUUCUUGAAAAUCUCUCUUUGCUGCCAAAGAAAGUUGCAUCUAUUUCUGAGAUGGAUUAUCCGAAGUCAAAAAAUUCAGAACCAGUUUAUUUUCUUCUUCUCAAACUAUACAGCAUGUCAGAUCACACAACCAUCUCUAGAAACUUUUAUUGGUUACAUAUUUCCGGUGGAGAUUACAAGCUAUUGGAGCCAUAUAGGAAGAAGAAAAUACCUCUCAGGAUAACCUCCCAGACUUCCAAUGAAGGGUCCACUUACAAAAUUCAAAUUCAAGUGAAGAACACAUCAAAAGAACCAUACUCUAAACGUUCAACAGGUAGGCUCAGCUAUGUUGAUGGUAAGGACUCACUGGAAACAGCAGAUUCCUUGGUUGACAAGGAACAUGAAGUUGGUUGGUUUAAGAGGUUACAGAGAUGUUUUGCUGGGAAAAGUGAUGGUUUGAAAGUUUAUGAGAUAAAUGGGGAUGACGUUGGUGUUGCUUUCUUUCUUCAUUUUUCUGUUCAUACCUCAAAGAAGGACAAUAAGGAAGGGGAAGACACAAGAAUUCUUCCGGUUCAUUAUUCAGAUAAUUACAUUUCAGUGAUCCCAGGAGAGGUGAUGCAUAUUGAGUUGACUUUUGAAGUCACUGACCCUGAGGGUGUCACUCCUUGUGUUGCUCUGCAUGCUUGGAAUUACGAUGAAGCACACUUCAUUCUAUGAAGUUGUAUGAUAAUCACACUCAACACAACAGCCUAGUGAAAUGCUCAUGUAUUUUAGAUUUUAAAGUAAUAUUACAUGACUAACAAAGUUUAUUA
Arachis duranensis is the source of this 3077-nucleotide messenger RNA. Its product is annotated as mannosylglycoprotein endo-beta-mannosidase. Lineage: Eukaryota; Viridiplantae; Streptophyta; Magnoliopsida; Fabales; Fabaceae. The record is from RefSeq and is a predicted model, not a curated record. Gene Ontology annotation, molecular function: hydrolase activity, hydrolyzing O-glycosyl compounds. The transcript has 11 exons. Gene Ontology annotation, biological process: carbohydrate metabolic process. Bases 73 to 2982 code for a protein of 969 amino acids.